AUGGCGGAAGGAGGAUUUAAUAAGGUAUUCCUAUUGACCAUGGAUGAUGGCAGUGAAGUCGCUCGCAUCCCUACACCCAUUGCUGGCCCUCGACGCCUGACGACUGCCAGCGAAGCCGCCACCAUGCAGCUUCUUAGAAAUACCCUGCAGAUACCGGUACCUCGAAUCCUUGCUUAUUCGCCUACAUCAGAUAAUCUUGUUGGAGCUGAGUACAUUAUAAUGGAACGGCUUCGGGGUGACGGCCUUGGUUCUAGAUGGCUUUCUCUCUCGACCGCCGAGAUGGCUGAUCUGAUGAUGCAAAUAGUAGAUAUCGAGAAAAAGAUAUUCAAUUUUAGAUUCCCAGCGUACGGAAGCCUCUAUAAUAGGCACGACAUACCCAUGGAGUCAAGAGUGGAUAUUCAGACAGAGGAAGGUGAUUUUUGCAUUGGACCUAUUUGCAAGCGUCAAUUCUGGCACGGGGAGAGGGCAGACAUGAAGCUCGACCGUGGCCCUUGGACCAAGCCUGAGGACUGUGUUGCAGCUCCUGCUCGUCGAGAGCUUGCCUGGACAUCCACGUACGGGAAACCUCGACCCCGGAGGGCCUUUCUACUACCCACCGAAGAAGACAUCGACCCUAGGGAACACACCUCGCUUCUCUCCCAGUACCUACAGAUAGCUCCAUCCUUGGUACCGUCCCAACCUGAGAUGGGAGCACCAAUACUACGCCACCCAGACCUGAGUUUCACCAACAUCCUUCUUACUCCCGGAACAAACAAGAUAGAAGGGAUAAUCGAUUGGCAGGAUACCGCCGUUCUUCCACUCUUCAUGCAGGCUGGGUAUCCAGCCUUUUGUGAACAUGACCUUUCCCAGGUACAAUCUUUAAAGGAACCAGUUCUUCCUGAUAAUUAUAAUGAGAUGAACGAGGUGGACAGGUUGAAAGCUGACAUAAAGCUCCGUCUGGACAAGGCAAACCGAUACUAUUAUGCUUCCACUGGAUUGGAGAAUGGCCUACAUCUACAGGCCCUUCGCCAGCCAGGCCUCGGAAUGAUACAGUAUCUCAUUUCCCAUGCUGGGUAUCCGUGGGAUGCUGACCUCAUAAACCUGAAAGCCGGCCUCGUGGGACUUACGAUGAUCUGGGAUCAAAUGAUACCUUAUCCGUGUCCGAUCUCGUUCUCCUCCGAGGAUGAAAAGGCGGCAUUGCAUGAUGCCACCGAGUGGAGGGAGUGUGAAGAGAUACUCUCUAACAUACAGGAAGCUCUUGGGGUCGAUAGAGAGGGCGGCACGCACCCAGACGAUUUUGAGCAUGCCUACGAGAUGGCCCAACGAUUGCGGCUACAGAUAUACACAAACGCAGAGAAAAGGCUGCGGAGCCUUUUCUGGAGAUCCUGGAUCUUCAAGGACGAUAGCGAUAACUCCCCUCCUCCUGUACUCUAA
Messenger RNA from Microsporum canis CBS 113480, 1413 nucleotides. Its product is annotated as phosphotransferase family protein. The transcript is spliced from 2 exons. Gene Ontology annotation, cellular component: mitochondrion. Lineage: Eukaryota; Fungi; Ascomycota; Eurotiomycetes; Onygenales; Arthrodermataceae. The record is from RefSeq and is a predicted model, not a curated record. The coding region runs from base 1 to 1413 and encodes 470 amino acids.